AUGCCCGAUGCUGUGGGUAGAGGACGUGGUGGCAAUCCGUGGCAGUGGCGCGUGCGCCUCCUGUUUACCCGCGUUGUGCCCGCGAGGCGCCUCCGCUCCUCGGGCGAGCGCCGGUGCGCAGCGGAACGGGCAGCGCCCGCGCGGGCGGGCGGGGUCGUCGCUCGCUUCCGCAGGUGCCGUUCACCUGGACCGCGCCCCGCCCCGCACACGCACGUUCAACGCCUGCCCCCGCCGCACCGAACGGGCGCCGAUGGAGAAGAGCGUUUCCGCAUCGAACCCUUGCAGGACGGCCUCCCCCCCCCUCCUUAUGCUAGUCUGUCAAGAAGUAACGAACGUGUUUCUGUUGCAGGCGAUAUCGAGGCAGUGAGCCAGAAGUUGGUGCAGCUCUCGAAGCAGCAGGGCUCCACCGACAACAUCAGCGUGAUCGUCGCCUUCCUGACGGACCCGUGUCAGCUGGCAGCGCGCGCCCGCGAGCAGACCGUGCCGCGUGCCUGGGCGCCCACUAACGGCCCUCAGCAGCCCUCCGCGCCGCAGAUGGAGGCCUUCGACAUGGAUCUUGGCAGCGCGGCCCCGCCGCCUCCGCCUCUCACGGCGCCGGCCACCGACGCGCUCCCCGCCGCCACCAACCCCUUCGAGGUGGAGAUGGCGACGCAGAAGGCCGCAGCGGCCGCGGCCGUGUCUGCGGCCGGCGCCGGCCUGCUGCUCGACGACCCCUUCCAGGCGCCGCCUUUCAACAACGGCCACACCAACGGCAACCUCUUCGACUUCAUGGACAUCGCGCGCAACGGCAAGGCGUCCGGCGACCACAAGGACGUGGAGGACGACGACGAUGACGACGAAGACUCCGGCCCCGAGGCCGUGGACGGCGCCGACGCCACGCACGCCCCCCUGCCGCCCGCGAGGAGCGCCAACCCGUUCGGCGAGGAGCUGGAGCUGCAGCGGCAGCAGACGAGCGACUUCGAUCCCGAAAACGAGCCCCGCCACGACACGCCCACGCCGCCAGCAGACGAAGUGCCUGGAGUGCUGGGAUUGGUAUCGGAUAAUGUAGCUGAGAGUGGUGAAGAAUCAGAAGACGAGUGGAAUUAUUAUAGAGCGGAUCCCAAAGAAAAGUCUGAGGAGUGUCCUGAAAAAGAGCAGCAAACAAAACCAGAAGUUUGCAAAGAACAGACACAAAAGAGUGGUGGAGAAGAAGACGACAACAUGGAAUCUCAGUUAAAUCCUAAUGCUGCUGAAUUCAUACCGUCACCAACUCACAACAUGCCAUCCAUGGAAGAAAUUUUGACAAAAGCUCAAACUGUUGAAGAAUCUUGUAAUGAAACAAUUUCUAGUGUAAAUACAUCAGAGUUGUUGUUAACUCAAGAGCAAGAACUAGACAAACAGGAAUUAUCAACCUCUCAGCAAGAAGAAUUUGUGAAUCCAUUAAAUAUUGAUUCAUUUGUUGAAGGUGAAUUUAAGAAAGAACUUGGUAGUGAUCUCAAUGAAUCUACAGCCUUCUCUACUAAAGCAGAAUUUGGUGAUGAAUCGGUAUCCAGUAGUGCAGAUUUUCAGAAGAUAUUGGAUACAUCAAGCAACAUUAUGGAAACUUCAUUGAUGGGACAAGAUUUUCUUGCUUCUGAUGAACAAAUAAGUGGAAAUGUCUUGGAGGAUACCACAGAAUCUUCAGUAAUAGAAAAAGAAUCUGUUCCACAGCAAGAUCUCAUUAGUGAUUUUCAGAAGGAACCUGUCCAUAUUUCUUUUGAACUGCAAAAGGAAAUUGCCCCACAAAUGGAGUCUGAACCUGAACGUGUUAAAGUGGACAGUGAUGAUCAGAGCCCAACAUUAGAUACGGAACCAGAGAUGCCUAAUGUUAAUUCUGUGACUGAAAAUAAUUUUGUAGAUAAUUUGGAUUUGGUGCACGAGGAAGAACCGGUCAAUAAUGCUCCAGUAUUGGAAGAUUUCACAUCAGUCUCAAAUCAUACAUCACAGAAUGUGGAUAUAUUAGGCAACAUGGGAGACAAUAUUGGAACUAAUAUUGAAGAUAAGAUAGGUGCUGCAGAUUUUCUCAGAGAUGAUGUUGAUUUUCUUGCGGGAGCAGAAUCCAAGCAACCUCCUACAGAUAACCUUUUGGAAUUCUCUCAAACAAAAGAGAAGAUAGAAUUUGAAGGAUCUACAAACACACCAGCAGCCCUUCUUCAAAAAGAUUUUCCAGGGCUUGAAGUCCAGGUGGAAGCAUCAUCACAGCUAUCGGAAUCUCCUUUAAGUGAACUAACAGAUGAAUUACCUGUGCAGCAAGAAAUAGUUAAUCAGUUAAGCAAUGAAAUAUCUACUCCAGAAUAUGAAAAGCUUGAGAAAGAUCUUGAGGCUUCAGAGCAAUAUCAAGAUAAAUUUAAUUCAACCAAAGAAAACAUUCCUGUAGAUUUCUCUUCUGUUGAGGAGGAGAAUUUGUGCAACACCUCUGAUGUGCUGCUUGAAUGUGCCCAUCCUGAUAAGGUGGCAUUAUUGGACGAUGCUUGUGCUGAAUCUGUCCCAUCGGAGAAUAAUUUAAUGGAGAAUGUAUUGGAGUUCACUAAUGGACCAAUGAAUGCCCCAACCUCAGAUUUGUUUGAUUCCUGUUUGACUGAAAAUGUGUCUCAAAAUGUUCCACAGGAUUCUGGUAUUCUUGAUAAUUUGAUUCAAAUUGAAUCUAACCAAAUUACUGAAAGUGUUCCUGGAGUAGAUAUUCCCCCUGCUGCUUCUUUAGAGACCAAUACUGCAAACUCUGUCUCUCCACUAGAAAUUGAAACAGAGACUGUAUCAAAAGACUAUGCUUUCAUUGAGUCUUCUCUGGCUCAAGAUGAUAAAUCUGUGCACAUUCCAACCCAUGAAGUAAUGCAACCAGAAUUCGUCCACAAUGAAUUGUUAGAAUCUACUCAAGCACCACCCCCGACUCCAUUAAUAACAGACCUUGCUGAGAGAGAACCCUUAAAUUUUGGUAAUGGAACUGAAAACUUUACAGAAAUUGUUGAGAAACUAUCAGAGAGUCAACAGUCUGGGAGUAAAGAUGCAGAAGAGAGAAUCAUUGAAUCGGAAAUGUCAAGGGAGGUCCUUAUGGAUAAGCAGAUUAUAGAAAACCUUCCAGAAACCUCUGCCAGUUUACAUUCUGCAUCUGAAAAUGUAGGAGAGGCAGAGAAAAUAGCUCCUGAGUCGGUAAAUGACACCAAUCUGGCUGAUAGUGGUGUUUCAGAGAAUGCUGUUCCUGAUACUCCUGCUGUCUCAACUGAAGGAGUAUUGGUAGCCACUGCAGCGGUGGCUGCUGCAGCUGCAACAGCUACAACUGCUAUUUCUGCAUUUGACAAUAAAGACUCGAAGAAAGAGAAGGAUGUGCCUACUAAAAAGCCUACUAUUGGUUCUGUGAAAGACAAGAAGCCUGGCCCAGAAAAACCGAAGACUGCUACAAAGUCAGCAGUUUCUUCUCGAUUAUCUACAACUGCUGCCAAACCCAAAUCACCUACCUCUCCUGUAAAACCUCCUUCCACUCAAAAGACUGCUCCUGCAAAGCCCCUAACUACUGCUAGCACUACUGCUCCCAAACCAUUGUCGAAGCCUUCUGUCCCUAAAACUACUUCAAGACCUCUAUCAAGUACUUCUACCCGUCCUGCUACAACUGCAGCCACUAAGCCAAAACCAGUAGGUCUGGCUGCAUCAAAAUCCGUGCCUGCUGUUGGACUGGCAAAGAAUAGGCCAACUUCAUCUCCUUCUGAGAAAAAGCCGAUCACAAAUGGAGACGUUAAGGCAUCCAAACGCCCUGAACAAUUAACAUCUAAAACUAUGACUACAACCAAAACAACAUUAAGGCCAGCAACUGCACCAGCAACACGAACGGUUUCAAAAACUGUUUCUUCAGUGACUUCCACAGUUGCAAAGACGAAGUCUCCACUCAAUGGUCCGAGUAAACCAAAACCUUUGACUUCUGUAUCAACCGUCAGAUCAGUGGCCAAAGCUUCAAAUGAGAAAGAAAUAAAGGAAACCGCUAAUAAGCAGAUAUCAACUCGUACUACAACUUCAACAGUCCGCAGCACUACAACCACAACAGCUUCCAAAUCUAGUGUAACAAGUGCAUCACGAAAAAUUGAAAGCAAAGUAAUAACAAAUGGGAAAGGACCUGCAAUGAAACCUUCUGGUAUGAUAAAGACUACCACCACUUCUAUGCCCAGCAGAAUUCCUCCAAAGAAGCCUGCUACAACAACUCGUGUAAAAGCUGCUAAGACAGAGUCUAUUGUAGAGAAGUCUGAAACUGUACAGGGUAGCAAAACUGUUAUUGCAAUGAGCGAAUGAAGUGAUGUGAAAGAUGGAAAAAGAUAAACAAUUGAUUCACUAAGAAUGUUUAUCUUUUUUUAUAAAUGAUACUUUUUGCUUGGCUGCUUUGGUGUGCUGCGAGUUUGUUUUUUUAAAGGUUAUUGUAGAAAGCUUUUUCUUUUGUAAAUUAAGUGUGUUUAUAAACACUUGGCAUGAAGGACAGCAGAGCAUUUGUGGACGUGAAUCCUGUUACUGCCAGGUGCCUUUUAUAUGUGAAUACAAGUUAAAUAUAGUUGUAAGGUUUGGGUGACAUAAAUUAUUGCUUCUUAACUUGUAUUACAAAUUGCUUCUUAUAAGUAUAACUGUUGUACAGCACUUUUUUAUGUGGUAAUAAAGUUUUUAUAAAACUAAGCGUUAUUACAGUACUUUUUCUAUUGUUUCCAGAGAAAAGUUGCAAUGUGUUACUGAAGUCUGUCGUUACAUUGAUACUACUUCCAGAUUUGUCCAUGUUGAUGAUUUGACGCCAAUUGCAAUUAGGCAUUUAGAGAAUUAAUUAAAAAAUCUUUCUCUUGCAUGUAAAGAAGUUUCUUGAUUCAAAUUUACUGUACUGAUUGGCAUUAUGAUCUUGGCAAUAUUUUCUGUUUUCUCUUAUGUAUAGUAAAAAUUGGCUAUCCUAAAAUACAAAUAGAGGAUCAUUAAUGAUAAUUAGAAGGUAUAUUAAGUUCCAGUUAUUGUUGUUGCUAUGGAAGUGUACUUGCAUAAUUAUUAAAUUGGCUUAUUACGAUGUCUGGAAGCCUUAAAAUAGUUCCAAUAAAAA
This is a messenger RNA of Gryllus bimaculatus (two-spotted cricket), 5071 nucleotides long. The record is from the annotation of a GenBank genome assembly. Lineage: Eukaryota; Metazoa; Arthropoda; Insecta; Orthoptera; Gryllidae.